This is a messenger RNA of Meyerozyma guilliermondii ATCC 6260, 591 nucleotides long. It is a transcript of the gene HET1, whose product is annotated as Het1p. Gene Ontology annotation, molecular function: ceramide 1-phosphate transfer activity; ceramide 1-phosphate binding. The record is from RefSeq and is a predicted model, not a curated record. Lineage: Eukaryota; Fungi; Ascomycota; Pichiomycetes; Serinales; Debaryomycetaceae. Gene Ontology annotation, cellular component: membrane; cytoplasm; cytosol. The coding region runs from base 1 to 591 and encodes 196 amino acids. Gene Ontology annotation, biological process: ceramide transport; intermembrane lipid transfer. The transcript has a single exon.
AUGACAACGUUUUUCGACGGGAAAAAAUCAUUCGCUGACGUCAAGGUUUCCGAUGACAAAAUCGACACUGCUGGCUUCUUGGAGGCGUCCGAAGCCUUGGUGAAGCUUUUUGACUUGUUGGGAUCGUCUGCUUUUGCCGUGGUGCAAAAGGACAUGACAGGUAACAUCAACAAAAUCAGGUCGAAAUUGUUGAGCGAUCCUAUGGGUGCUGGCACCCUUCAAGACUUGAUCUUGAGUGAGGCGCCCACUAAAACCAAGACCGCCACUCAAGGUUUGUUGUGGUUGUCUAGAGGUUUGGAAUUCACCAGCAGAGCCAUGCGUGAAACCGUGAACAAUCCUGACCGUGAGCUCACCAAAACAUUCACCGAUGCAUACACGGCCACGUUAUCGCAGUACCAUGGUAUGUUGAUCAAGCCGGUGUUCAAGUUGGCCAUGAAAGCAUGUCCCUACCGCAAAGACUUUUUUGAAAAAUUGGGAAGCGACCAGGCCAAAGUCGCCGAGGAGUUGGAGAAAUGGUUGGCGGCGUUGGAGAAGAUUGUCAAGAACAUUAUGGAGUUCUUUGCAUCGGGCAACUACGCCAAGGGAUUGUAA